UCACCUUUCAUACUUUUUUUUUUUUUUAGAAUUAUAGGAAACGGCAGCAAUUUCGGAGAAGCAUAACGGAUAUUCGAAUCAUAGCACCAUAUAUUCCAAUUGAUGCAUUUGACCUUUCACAAGGUAAACUUUUAAGCUCGUAGACGAAUGAAGGUCUAAGCACGCUUUAAGCAUCCAGCUUCAAAGAUAUCUUAAACAAACGCCCAUCAGCUAUCUCGGAGCUAAACGGAAUUGUACCGUGCAAAUCUUCGGCUUUGUUAUUUUCAAGCCUAUCUAUAUUACCAGACAAUGUCUUCUUAGAGGCAAUCAACUUAUGGCUCGCCACUUUGUUUUAGCAAACACGGACAACCCGUGCAAUCAGAUUUCAGGGGUAGUAUCUUCAAUGAUACCCUAUAUAGUAUCAACACCCUUUUAAUUUACAGGAUUAAGACGCGAUCUUUUAGCUUUGGAGGCUGAUUUCCUACCAAGCCACCUUUAAUUUCUAAGUUACGGAAUGGGCGACACCCGUUCUUCACGGCCGUCUGGGGCGGCUCAUAGGGAGAGGAUGGAAGAAGACGAUCGUAUCUCGGAAUAUGGAUCUGAUCUCGACGAGACCUCUGGUGAGAUCAGACAUCGAGCGAGAAAGUCUGAGGAACGCUCUCGUAGGACUCCAAGAAAUGGUGCUGCCAAUGGCUUAAAACGCCAAAUCCCCGAAUGGUCGGAGUCUAGUGACCGAAACGACAAUGACUAUGAGGAGGGCGAAGAAUAUGAGCACUUGCUAGAUCCCAACCUUCCAGAUGAAGAGGCUAUUGAACUGCAUCGAAUGGAUUCUGGGAGUCUGGCAUCGUUCGACGAUGAAACCGCUUCCAAAGCUGGCGAAGAAAACUCGCCGUAUGAGGAGGUCCGAGCUGCAGUACGCAACUAUGAUGAAGAUCUUCCAUGCAAUACUCUUCGAGCCUGGUCGAUUGGGUUGGCCUUGGUUCUUGUUGGCGCAUCAAUGAACACCCUCUUCUCAUUGAGACAGCCCUCAAUCGGCCUAGGUGCUCUCAUCGCUCAAAUCAUCGCUUGGCCACUUGGUCGUGCUUGGGAGAAAGUAGUGCCUGACCGCCAAAUUAGGAUAUUUGGCCUAGGAUGCGACUUAAACCCGGGGCCUUUCAACAUAAAAGAGCACUCUAUUAUCGUCGUUAUGGCUUCGGUAUCGUUUUCUGUAGCCUAUGCUACCGAUAUCAUACUUGCGCAGCUAGUAUUCUACAAGCAAAAUUUCGGCAUAAUAUUUCAACUUGUCUUAACCAUCUCGACGCAAUCUCUUGGAUAUGGGAUUGCGGGCAUGAUGCGGAGAUUUCUAGUGUAUCCUGCCUCCAUGAUCUGGCCUGGUAAUUUAGUCGCCGUUGCUCUAAUGAAUGCAAUGUAUGAGAAACACGAAGCACCCGAGCCAUCUAUCAUUGGCGGGCGUAUGCCAAGAUAUAGAUGGUUUGGUAUUAUGACUUUCGUCUCCGCCCUAUACUACUUUAUUCCUGGAUACUUUGCCCAAUUCUUGAGCGUCUUUGCUUUCGCAACAUGGAUGGCUCCUCAGAACCCAGUAGUAAACCAAUUGUUCGGUGGCACGACCGGCCUGUCUUUGUUACCGAUUACUUUCGACUGGACGCAGAUCUCAGGAUAUAUAGGUUCGCCUCUGACCUUCCCGUGGCAUGCUAUUGCAAAUACUACGAUAGGUGUCGUAUUGUUUUAUAUUAUACUCUCUACAUUUUUCCAUUACACUGGCGUAUGGUAUGCUCCGUUCUUACCAAUGAGCGACUCUUCUACAUAUGACAACACCGGCGCCACAUAUAACGUGUCAAGGAUAUUGACCCCCCAGUUCACCUUAGACGAAGAAGCCUACAAGGCUUAUUCACCAAUCUUCAUAAGUACCACUUUUGCAUUGUCUUACGGGUUAUCUUUUGCGGCGAUCACUGCCUUGAUAGUAUAUACCUAUCUGCAUCAUAGAAAAGUUAUCUGGGAUCAAUACAGGAACAGCACCAGCGAGAAACCUGACAUACAUAUGAAGCUUAUGCAGAAGUACAAGGAAGCACCUUCGUGGUGGUAUUUUUCCCUGUUCGCGAUUGUGCUGGCAUUGGCCUUUGUUUCGGUCUUAGCAUAUCCAACCAAUCUAACUUGGUGGGCUUUCUUGCUCGCCGUGGGAAUCUCAUUCACUUUUUCGCUCCCAAUUGGCAUUAUUCAGGCUGUUACGAACCACCAGAUCGGGCUCAACGUCUUAACCGAGUUUGUAUACGGCUAUAUUCAGCCCGGACGACCUUUGGCCCUUAUGUUAUUUAAAACAUAUGGUUAUAUCACAAUGGCCCAAGCCUUGAGCUUCGUCUCCGAUCUGAAAUUUGGUCAUUACAUGAAAAUUCCCCCGCGAACUAUGUUUAUGGCUCAGGUCGUCGCGACGACAUUUUCAUGUUUCAUCCAGAUCGCAGUCCUCAAUUUUGCACUCGGCAACAUUGAAGGUGUAUGUGAAUUAACUCAGCCGCAGCGGUUUACUUGUCCAGGAGGCCGAGUGUUCUUCUCAGCUUCCGUCAUCUGGGGUCUGAUCGGACCAUCCCGGGUAUUCUCUCCCGGCCAGAUCUAUUCGGGGCUCCUCACGUUCUUCGUCGUUGGCGCCGUCGCACCCAUUGUAUUCUGGUUCGCAGCGCGCCGAUGGCCAAGGUCAGGUGCCAAAUACUUGAUGGCGCCUCUGAUCUUCGGUGGUGCGGGUUCGAUCCCACCAGCAACGCCCCUUAAUUACCUGUCUUGGGGUGUCGUUGGAUACGUGUUCCAGUACGUAAUCAAGAAGCGCCAUUUCCGCUGGUGGAGCCGCCUCAAUUACCUCACGUCUGCCGGCCUCGAUCUCGGUCUUGCGCUAGGCACGUUUGUCAUGUUCUUCGUGUUUACGCUUAACGAGAUCGAGGCUCCCCGCUGGUGGGGAAAUGAUGUGGUGACGGGUACGAUGGACUAUCAGGGUAAGGCUAUCCAGGUUGUAUUGCCGCCGGGCGAAACUUUUGGGCCAGAGGUAUGGUAAGGCUGCGAGGGCAUAUUCGCUAGCAUCGACAGGCGUAAGUAUUUGGUGAUGUACUCUGUAUGUCCCUAGUUGACGUGGAGUUGAAAUCCUAGAACCAGCAUAGACGAUCUAACAUAGAAGCACGUCCCAUAGAUUUGUAUCGAUACUCGUUAUUCUAUUAUAGGUGAUUUACCGAGGAGUUAAAUUUGCGGGUGUUUACACGUAG
Daldinia decipiens is the source of this 3221-nucleotide messenger RNA. RefSeq names its product small oligopeptide transporter. Gene Ontology annotation, biological process: transmembrane transport. The transcript has 9 exons. Gene Ontology annotation, molecular function: oligopeptide transmembrane transporter activity. The coding region runs from base 494 to 3016 and encodes 840 amino acids. The record is from RefSeq and is a predicted model, not a curated record. Lineage: Eukaryota; Fungi; Ascomycota; Sordariomycetes; Xylariales; Hypoxylaceae.